Molecule: messenger RNA, 3137 nt
Organism: Papilio polytes (common Mormon)
Lineage: Eukaryota; Metazoa; Arthropoda; Insecta; Lepidoptera; Papilionidae
Gene: Msh6
Product: probable DNA mismatch repair protein Msh6
Exons: 17
Coding region: 77-3022 (981 amino acids)
Biological process (GO): mismatch repair
Cellular component (GO): MutSalpha complex; nucleus
Molecular function (GO): ATP-dependent DNA damage sensor activity; mismatched DNA binding; ATP binding
Source: RefSeq, a predicted model, not a curated record
GCCAAAACGAUUUUGGUUUCGGGUUGCGGGUUUGUUUUUAAUUUUUAUUAUUGCUUCCAAAAAAUACUUUUCGAACAUGUCCAAGCGUAAUAGUAUAGGAAACACUCUGUUUAAUUACUUUACUAGAACGCCGCCUAGCAAUAAGAAGUUAAAACCGAGUAAUGAUUCCAAGAACGAUUCUCCCAUAUCGAACUUGGACAGUCCAAAAUCAUCAAAAGUUGAAAGUAAUAAACGUGAAAGACAACCGACGCCAUCCCCUGAUGUUAACAAAACUUUGGCUGACAGUGAUGAAGAUAUUCCAAUUUCGUCUAAAAAGAGAAAAAGGAUACGUCUUAAUCCCGUAGAUUCAGAUGAUUCUGAUGCGGAAAACAAAGAGGUUCAAUCUCCAUCUAAAACAAAAGAUACAUUACAAAAGAGACUGCAGGACAGUUUUAAAUAUGAUCCAAAUGAAUCACCCAAGAAUAGCAAAGAAAAAGCUUCUAUUAUUAGCAAAUCAAAGGUGCAAGCGAAACCAAUUGAACAAGAACUAGCUGCAGCUGAAGAUGGCGACUGGGUACAUUGCAAAUUAGACUGGCUUAAACCUGAGAAUAUCAGAGAUGCCAACAAGAGGCGACCUGACCACCCUAAUUAUGAUCCCACGACGUUAUAUGUACCACCAGAGUUUUACAAAACUCAAACACCAGGACACAAACAAUGGUGGGACAUGAAGUCUGCUCACUUUGACUGUGUUUUAUUCUUCAAAGUGGGCAAAUUCUAUGAGCUCUAUCAUAUGGAUGCAACGGUUGGGGUCAAUGAACUCGGCUUCUCAUACAUGAAGGGUCAAUUUGCUCAUUCUGGAUUCCCGGAGAGUGCGUACGGUCGUAUGGCGUCUACGUUAGUGUCGAAGGGGUACAAGGUGGCGAGAGUCGAACAAACUGAGACUCCAGAGAUGAUGCAAGAGAGGUGCAAGAAGCUGGGUCAAACGAGUAAAAGCGACAAGGUGGUGCGGCGCGAGGUGUGCCAGGUGAGCGUGCGCGGCGCGCAGGUGUGCGGGCUGCAGGACGCCGCGCCCGCCAGCGCCGCCGCCCUCUACAUGAUGGCCAUCGCUGAGGAGGAGUUGAACGGCUGCAGUACGUACGGCGUGUGUUUCGUGGACACGUCGAUAGGACAGUUUCAGCUCGGCCAGUUCUGUGACGACAAGCACAGCUCCCGCCUGCUCACCACGCUGGCCCACUUCCCGCCAGCACUGUUAGUGUACGACCGCAAACAUACAACACUUCGGACAGUGAAGUUACUAUCAACACAUUGUCACAGCGCUCGCAGAGAACCAUUGUCCUUGUGGUCACCUGAUAAAACUCUAAAAACUCUCUCAGAGAAAUACUACAGAACAAAUGCUGAUGGACACUGGCCUGAAGGUCUGAAGAAAUUCUUACAUGAAGGUGACGCUUUAGGUCUAACUCCAGCUACCGAAUGUUAUUUAGCUAUUAAAGCUCUAGGCGGCUGUGUAGCUUACCUAGAUCAAUGCUUAAUCGACAUACAAAUACUAGACAUGGCACAAUUCAGUGAAUACUGUCCACCUGACAUUUUGAACACGACCUUAACACCAGAGAAUAAGGUUCAGAAUCAAUGGCCUGGUGGCAACACUAUGGUAUUAGAUGCAAUAACACUGAAGAAUCUAAGAAUUGUUAAUGAUGAAGGAUGUUUGUACGAUAAAUUGAAUUUCUGCUCCACUGCUAUGGGUAAAAGAUUGCUAUACCAAUGGGUGUGCUCACCCAGCUGUAGUUUAGAUGUGAUCAAACAACGCCAACAAGCUGUUAAGACAUUAUUUGAGAACCAAGAGCUUUGUCAAGAUGCGAAGAACAUCCUUACCACAUUACCUGAUUUAGAAAGACUGUUAGCCAAAGUGCACGCUUUGGGGAACCUAAAGCGGUCACAGAACCAUCCCGAUGCUCGUGCUAUUUUCUACGAAGAGAGAACAUACUCGAAGCGUAAAGUAUUAGACUUUAUCUCAGUACUGCAAGGAUUUACUGCGGGAUUGAAAUUAAAUGAUCUAUUUUCUGACGUCGAAUCGGAUUUGUUGAAGAAAUUGACACAGUUCGCGCCACACGGCAAGUUUCCGGAUUACAGGGAAACGUUAAAGUUUUUCAAGGAAGCAUUUAACCAGCAAGAAGCGGAAAAGGAAGGUCGUAUAUUGCCAGGACGUGGCGUAGACCAGGAAUACGAUGCCGCAUUAGCUGAGAUACAACAAAUACAAGAUGAACUAAAAGAAUAUCUUGUUGAACAGGAGAAAUACUUUAAAUGUCGAUUGAGUUACGUAGGCACAGAUAAAAAACGUUACCAGUUGGAAGUGCCGCAGAACAGCGCGGCUAAAGCGGGCUCCGAAUAUCAUCUAGAGGGCGCUAGGAAAGGAUUCAAGAGGUUUUCUACUGCUGAGACUAAGAACUUUCUCGCACGUAUGAUAUCCGCCGAGGAUCAGAAAUCUGUUAUAUUACGGGACCUCAGCCGGAGGAUAUUGGAGAAGUUCUCAUCUCACUAUACGCAGUGGGAGGGCGCUGUCAACUGCCUGGCGAUGGUAGACGUGCUGCUGUCUCUCGCGGAGUUUGCACGACUGCAGCCGGGCAAUAUUUGCCUGCCUGACGUCACGUAUGAUAGUAAUACUACGCCAUACAUCAAGAUAGUAGAAGGUCGUCAUCCAUGCAUUCCUAUCGUGGAGGAGUUCAUCCCCAACGACACGUGUCUGUGCGCGGGCCGCAGCCUGCUGCUGCUGACGGGCCCCAACAUGGGCGGCAAGUCCACGCUCAUGCGGCAAGUCGGCCUGCUCACUGUCCUGGCACAUCUCGGCAGCUACGUGUUAGCUGAGGAGUGCAGUCUGAGUGUAGUGGACCGCAUCUUCACGCGGCUGGGUGCCUCAGACGACAUCCUAUCGGGGCAGUCCACCUUCCUGCUGGAGAUGAACGAGACCGCAGCCAUCGUGAAGCACGCCACGGAACAUUCACUAGUGCUGCUAGACGAAUUGGGUAAGAGAAACAAAGAAAUUGAUUAAGAAGAGAAUUGUACUUUUUAGUCUUCAUUCGCGUGUAGUUCACACUUGCAUACUAGGUACUGGCAUGUACCAUCUUCAGUUACGUAUUAACGCCUCCUUGACUAGACAGUACUUG